AUGGAUCCCAUCAUAGCAGUCGUUGGUGCUACGGGCACUGGCAAGUCCAAGCUCGCGGUGGACCUAGCCUGUCGAUUUAAUGGCGAAAUCAUAAAUGGCGACGCAAUGCAAAUGUACCGCGGCCUUCCUAUCAUCACGAAUCAAAUCCCAGUCGAAGAGCGAAACGGCAUUCCUCACCACCUGCUCAGCUGCGUUGGGUUUGAAAAGGAGGCAUGGCGUAUUGGCCAGUUCAAACAAGAAGCGCUGAGAAUCAUCGAUGACAUUCGGUCACGCGGGAAGGUUCCAGUUCUGGUCGGGGGUACCCACUAUUAUACUCAGGCUGUCUUGUUCAAGGAUUCUCUGGUGGGGGAAGCCAAAGAUCAAGAGGAUUCAGAUGCACCAGAAUCAAUGGAGGCUUCGACGGGAGUAACAUCGACCUCAGAAAAGUGGCCAAUCCUCGAUGCGGAGCCUGAAGUUAUGAUGGAAAAGCUCCGGGAAGUGGAUCCAGCUAUGGCGGCACGAUGGCAUCCCAAGGAUGGUCGAAAGAUCCGGCGCUCGCUGGAGAUUUACUUUACAACCGGACGACCUGCAUCUGAAAUCUAUGCAGAGCAAAAGGCGUCCAAGUCUGAUGCGCUGGUAAAGGAGGAAGGUCUCCUACGCUUCAAAGAUACAAUGAUCUUCUGGGUUCAUGCGGAGAAGGAGACUCUCGAUACGCGCUUAGCUUCCCGUGUUGACACCAUGAUUGAGCAAGGGCUUAUGGAGGAGGCACAGACCAUGUCAGACUAUCUGAAGAACAAACAAUCAGAAGGAAUAGAGGUCGACCAGACGCGUGGCGUUUGGGUAUCCAUUGGGUUCAAAGAAAUGGCACCGUAUUUCGCAGCGCUUGAUAAUGCGGUGUCUAGCGAAUCUGAACUCGAAAAACUCAAAACGGCAUGUAUUGAACAAAUUCGAAUCGCCACAAGGCAGUACGGAGUAUCCCAAGUCAAGUGGAUUCGUAACAAAUUAUGGCGAGCCCUUUCCGAAGCAGGCAUGAUACGGCGUUUGUAUCUUCUUGACAGUACAGAUGUCAGCAAAUGGAAGCAGUGCAUCACAGAUCCAUCGGAGAAUCUAUAUCAGACUAUGCUGCAAGGGGAACUCACUCCUGACCCAAAGUCGCUCUCGUCAUUGGCAAAUGAAGUCUUUGGGGCCAAGGAGGCAAAGGCACGAACACAAUCAACAGAUACGACUUGCCAUUUUUGUGAAAUUUGUCAACGGACCAUGGCGGGCGAGGAGCAGUAUAAAAAUCAUAUCAAUAGCAAGUACCACAAAGGAGCUAUUAAAUCGGCCGCGAGGAAAGCAGAACGUGACGCCUAUUUUGCAAAGCGAGAACUGGGAUCAAUGCAAUAA
Messenger RNA from Penicillium angulare, 1365 nucleotides. Its product is annotated as tRNA dimethylallyltransferase. Gene Ontology annotation, molecular function: tRNA dimethylallyltransferase activity; nucleic acid binding; ATP binding. NCBI's taxonomy places the organism in Eukaryota, Fungi, Ascomycota, Eurotiomycetes, Eurotiales, Aspergillaceae. Bases 1 to 1365 code for a protein of 454 amino acids. The transcript has 2 exons. Gene Ontology annotation, biological process: tRNA modification. Gene Ontology annotation, cellular component: mitochondrion. The record is from RefSeq and is a predicted model, not a curated record.